Molecule: messenger RNA, 792 nt
Organism: Gigantopelta aegis
Lineage: Eukaryota; Metazoa; Mollusca; Gastropoda; Neomphalida; Peltospiridae
Product: ficolin-1-A-like
Exons: 5
Coding region: 1-792 (263 amino acids)
Source: RefSeq, a predicted model, not a curated record
AUGGCUGGCUGGUCACUACUCGGUGGGGUGACGGCCUUCCGCUUCGCAGCAGCGCCACCCAUAUGGGUCUUGGCGGAUCCCCCCGGGGGUGGGGGACUCGACGCCGAACGCCUCGAAGGGGUUGGAACGGGAGACGCACGCCGUGGAGUCUCGCAGAUCACUGUGUCCAACUACGGCGUCGACUGGUCCACUGGCUCAGUCUGUUCAGAUGUACCCGCGUCGGCUGCCACUGGUUUUAUCUAUGCACACACAAUAGCCUUGGCUGGCUGGACACUACUCGGUGGGGUGACAGCCUUCCGCUUCACAGCAGCGCCACCCAUAGGGGUCUUGGCGGAGCCCCCCGGGGGUUUGGGACUCAACGCCGAACGCCUCAAAGGGGUUGGAACGGGAGACGCACGCCGUGGAGUCUCGCAGAUCGCCGUAUCCAACUGCGGCGUCGACUGGUCCACUGGCUCAGUCUGUUCAGAUGUACCCGCGUCGGCUGCCACUGGUUCCUCGGGUUCCGGGGGUGUUAUUCAGCGACGGACGGAUGGAUCGGAAGAUUUCUACAGAACUUGGGAUGAAUACAGAGACGGAUUUGGAGAUUUGAAUAACGAGUUUUGGUUAGGAAACACAAAUAUUCACCGACUUUCCAGACAAGGUGUCUUUGACUUGCGGAUUGACAUGGAAGACUUUGAAGGAAACCGUGUGUACGCACAGUACACCAACUUCUCGCUGGCUUCAGAACAGGACUAUUUUCGGCUGAGAGUAGGAAACUACAGUGGCGAUGCUGUAACUUAUAAAACGGAAUAA